This is a messenger RNA of Equus quagga, 2181 nucleotides long. RefSeq names its product mesothelin-like protein. The record is from RefSeq and is a predicted model, not a curated record. Bases 1 to 2181 code for a protein of 726 amino acids. The transcript has 15 exons. Gene Ontology annotation, biological process: cell-matrix adhesion. Gene Ontology annotation, cellular component: cell surface. Lineage: Eukaryota; Metazoa; Chordata; Mammalia; Perissodactyla; Equidae.
AUGCUUGGUGGGCUGCGGCUGCUGGUGUUUGCAGCACUUGGUAUCUGGUCUACCAUCCCCCUGCACAGCACGGCCACCGCCGGGCCCGGGAGCAGACAGUCUUCAUGCUCAGGUGUCCUGGUGAGCCCGGGCCUCGCCCUCCUGGUGUGGCUCACUGUCCCCUGCUCUGGCCCCCAGGCUGAGGGCUUCUCCCAGGGAGGGCUGGAUGCCAGCCGGGCCGACCUGUGGGCCAGUGCCAACACCUCCCUCCUGCAAGGGUUCUGGUGCCAGCCAGCCAGGCAGCUGUCCCGGGACCAACUUUCAGCUCUGAUCAGGAGGAUGGCAUCACAGCAGGUCCCCCUCAAAGCCUGGCAGCUCAGCUGCCUGGCCAACCUGGCCGCCUGGCACAGCCUCCAGGGCGACUUCCCGUUCCACCCAGCCGACCUUCUGCUCUUCUACAACCUGACGCAGGUGAGGGAAGCCGACUGCCAGGCCUUCAUCCGCCACGCCGCCCAGGGGGACAUGGAGCUGCUGGCCAACCUGCCUGACCAGAGGGCCGCCCUGCGGCACGCAGCCAUGGCCUGCCUGGGAGGGCCCCGUCCGCAGCUCAGUGCCUCUGACCUGCUGCUCCUCGGGAUCCUGGUGUGUGACAUGGAUGCGUCCAGUAUCGUGGCCUCAGACCCUCAGGUACUGCAGAACCUGCAGCGCUGCCCCCGGCUGACCACCACCCAGCAAGCUGCCCUCAACACGCUGCUGGCCAGUGGGAGGACCAGGCUCGGGCCCCCUAACUCCUGGAACCUGGAAGGGCUGCAGACUCUGGGACGCCUGGCCACCUACAUCAGCCCUGGCCUGUGGGUGCAGGUGCAGGAGGCCGUGGGCCUGGACUUCUUCAGCAGCAUGGUGGCUGCAUGCCGGGCAGGGCAGCUCAGCCAGCGUGACACCAGGCGCUUCGUCACCGGCUUCCUCGAGGCCAAGGCGGCAUCCUCAAGGCCCAAGAGGGGCACAGGGAGACACUGCAUCCGUGGCGACAUCACGGCGGCCACGCUGCGGGACGACCUCUUCCUGGUCCGCUAUGACUGCUCACAGCUCGAGUCCUGCCUGGGCAGCCACGUGCUCAGGGCCAACCUGGACCCCCUGCUGCAGCACCCGCUCCCCACUGAGUGCCAGCGCGUCGUCAAGGCCAAGCUGGCUCAGAUCUACCCGCGCGGCAUCCCCGAGGAGCAGCUUCGGCGUAUCACCUCGCUGGUCUACCUCUACUCCCGUGCGGAGAUCGGCCAGUGGAACAUCACGUCCAGAGACACGGUCGUGGCCCUGCUGGCCUCGGACGUGGCCCUGGAGAACCAGACGGAGGCCGUCCUGCAGAAGUUCCUGGACCACAAUGGCACGGUCACCAGCGCCCUGCUGGUGGCCAUUGGGGGCUCCCGUCUCUGCUGGAUGAGCCCCCCGCAGAUCCGGGCCAUCCGGCCCUCAGAGUUCCGGCUGGCCGGGGCCCUGGACAUCUCCUCCUGCCCUCAGAGCCGGAAGGACGUGCUCUACGCCAAGGCCCGCGAGGCCUUUGGCAGCACCAGGACCACAGCCACCUACUACCACCUCAUGCGCCCGUACCUCGGCGGCGCCCCCGUGGAGGAGCUGCAGCACCUGGCCCAGGAAAACGUCUCCAUGGACAUCGACACCUUCACCAACCUGAACCCCCGCGUGCUGCAGAGCCUGAGUGUGGGCAACGUGACGACGCUGCUGGGCCAGAACGUGGGGGACCUGCAGAAGGCUCGCAGCCACCCCACCAUCAGCUCCUGGCUCCGCAGCCUCAACAGCUCGGCCCUCGGCGAGCUGGGCCUGGACACCGACCCCAUCGGCCCCACCCACCCAGCCCGCCCGACCACUGUGACGCCCAACACCACCCCCUGGGCGCCCCAUCUGGCCCCCACCUCAGGCCGGCCUGGGAAUGACGCUCCUACCUCAGGCAGCCCACCAGCCAACCUGGGGUACCUGCCACUUGCUGUGGCCCUGCCCUCCAGCCUCCUGUGGCUGCUGUAUCGGGGCGCCUGGACCGUGGCCUCCAAAGACGGCGCUGCCCGGGCACCACAUGCAGGAAAAUUGGGGCUGGUAGGUGGAGCUGGACCCCUACCCAAUGUCCCACCUCCCAGGGGCCUGCAGGGCUGGUCCUCAGCCACACCCAGCUCCCAGGACCUGGAGCUGGACUGA